AUGCCGAAAGAUCCAGUACCGAAACCAUCGCGGUAUAAGAGGCGUAGGCGUAAGGCGUGUGAUUCAUGCUUCCGGAAAAAGAUACAAUGCGAUGCAGAGUCCCCACAGUGCAAUUGGUGCAAGCAUCAUAAUCUCGCUUGUACAUAUAGUAGAGUUGCGGAUACAGGAACAUGUCCUCGUACCAGAGAUCCAGGCCGGCAGUCCCCCUCCAAGAAGGCGAUAGAGACCCAUGUCGAUAAUCGUGUCUCGCAAAUUAGAGCCGGAAGCAUGGUCCAUUUUAACGGAAUUGCGAUUGAUCUAUUCUCCGAUACAGGCCGGAAAUGGAUCGAAUCACGAACAGGAGAAAAGGUCAACAUCGAGACGCUUGAACUUCCAUGGACAAAUACACAUCGAUUGUAUACUGAGUCCAGUAUCCCAAAACUUCCAAAUCGAUUAACCGUCGAGAAACUUGUGGAGAUGUACUGCUCGUCGCUCCAUAUUCCCGUCUUCCCCGUGAUCAGCAGGUCGCUCUUUACCAAGACAUUAGAUCUUGCCUACGGACCGGAGGCUGUGGGUUCAGCCAGUGCUAAAUCAUGCAUUUAUGCUUUCCUCUCUGUGGUGACGCAGUUUGGGCUUAAUGAUGAUAUACACGAAGCUAUGGAUUGUGGCUCUUAUGCUUCGGCUGCUCAGAGCUUCAUGGCUCAGAUCACGCAGGAGAUCACACUUGAUGGGCUACAGUCCUUGAUAAUGCUUGUCCAAUUUCAAUAUUUCCUAGGAGAUUUGCAAGCUGCUGCAGUCUCUGUGUCAAUCGCUACCAGACUACUAUACGCCUUCGGUGCUCAUGCACCACCUGAUCACUUCCAAUCAUACGAUAAAAGUAUACCAGAAUGCCACCUGCGCGAUCUCUUCUGGCUAUGCUAUUCAUUCGACAAGGAUAUCUGUCUAAGAACCGGACAACCGCCCUCAAUCCACGAUAUGUGUUGCGACCUCACUCUCCCAACAGGCUACGCACAGCUCCAAGACUCGAAUAUCCUACGAGAUACCUUAUCGAUCGAUGACCAUACUGUCCCGCUCUAUCCUUUCGACCUGCGUCUUUCACAGAUAAAGUCCGAAGCAUACCAAGCGCUUUACUCCGCCAGCGCGCGUCGCAAAGCAGAUACUAAGAUCUUGUCAGCUAUUCUAAAGCUGGACGAGGCGCUGGAGCAGUGGAGACUUUCCUUACAUUUGGACUUCCGUCCGACACUGUGGUUUUCACCUGAGACACCUGCUGUUGCGAUGAACACGCAGACAACCAUGUUGCGACUCGCGUACUACCAUUGCGUGACUAUCAUCCACCAAGCAAGUGAACGAUGCAAAUACCCUGAAGAACAUGGACCUGAACAUGAUGGAAUCCGUUCCAGUAUCAGCCUUACCAUCAAUGCCAGCCGGUCCACGCUCUCUUAUUUAAAAACUGCAUUGCCCGUAGUCAAGGGGGAGUGCUUCUGGGUUGUCCUUUUCUACGCUAUAACAGCCAUUCUCACCCUUUUCCGAAACAUCCUCCAUAACCCUCUCGACUCCGAGAUCAACCACCACAUGAAUAUACUCCAUGAAGUCCCUGAUUUGAUCCGCAGAAUUCCCAUCCGGAAGCUCACAUUGGGCGAAGUGAUCCACUUGCGAUUCCUAGAUGGGUUCGCCACCGAACUUGUGAGGUUAUGCGAGUGCGCAAUCGCCAAGGCACGACAAGACAGCACUCAAGUGUAA
This is a messenger RNA of Aspergillus ruber CBS 135680, 1719 nucleotides long. RefSeq lists its product as uncharacterized. The record is from RefSeq and is a predicted model, not a curated record. Gene Ontology annotation, molecular function: DNA-binding transcription factor activity, RNA polymerase II-specific; DNA binding; zinc ion binding. The coding region runs from base 1 to 1719 and encodes 572 amino acids. Lineage: Eukaryota; Fungi; Ascomycota; Eurotiomycetes; Eurotiales; Aspergillaceae. The transcript is spliced from 5 exons. Gene Ontology annotation, biological process: DNA-templated transcription; regulation of DNA-templated transcription.